GCCCGCCUCGCCCCCCUCCGGCGGGCUGCCGCCUUAUCGCCGCCUCGCACCUCGCGUCGCUCUCCCGCUCCCGGACGGCGACUUUUACUUCCGGAUUCCAUGGCUACGACACCGGAAACCGGAAGAGGGCUUGCGACAGCGGAGAGGGCAAGGGCGGUCGCCCGCCCGGGACCUUCUUGGAACUCGGGACUUCUCGGAGCUCUCCCAGCCCGAUGUUCCUGCCCUGCUCGCCUCUCGCUCACGACUCUCCUGACAGACCCUGACUUGGAUGAGCAGACGCCCUUGGAAGAGUCCACUGUAUGAGAUGGUGCAGCCCAGUGGUGGCCCAGCCGGGGAGCAGGACGUGCUGCCUGAAGAGUCUUCUCUGGGGAAACCGGCCAUGCUGCACCUGCCUGCGGAACAGAGCACUCCUGAUACUCUCCAGCGCUGUCUGGAGGAGAAUCAAGAACUCCGAGAGGCUAUUCGGCAGAGCAACCAGAUGCUGCGGGAACGCUGUGAGGAGCUGCUCCGCUUCCAAGUCAGCCAGAGGGAGGAGAAGGACUUCCUCCUGGGCAAGUUCCAGGAGGCCAGGAGGCUGGUGGAGAGGCUCAACCUGGAGAAGCUCGACCUUAAGAGGCAGAGGGAGCAGGCCCUGCAGGAGGUGGAGCACCUCAAGAGAUGUCAGCAGCAGAUGGCCGAGGAUAAGGCCUCUGUGAAGGCUCAGGUGACAUCCUUGCUAGGGGAGCUGCAGGAGAGCCAGACUCGCUUGGAGGCUGCCACCAAGGAGCGGCAGGCUCUGGAGGGCAGGGCCCGUGCAGCCAGUGAGCAGGCCCGGCAGCUGGAGAGCGAGCGGGAGGCGCUGCAGCAGCAGCACAGUGUGCAGGUGGACCAGCUGCGCAUGCAGAGCCAGAGUGUGGAGGCUGCGCUGCGCAUGGAGCGCCAGGCUGCCUCCGAGGAGAAGCGGAAGCUGGCCCAGUUGCAGGUGGCCUAUCACCAGCUCUUCCAGGACUAUGACAACCACAUCAAGAACAGCAUGGUGAGCGGCGACCGCAAGCGGGGCAUGCAGCUGGAGGAUCUUAAGCAGCAGCUCCGGCAGGCCGAGGAGGCCCUGGUGGCCAAGCAGGAAGUGAUUGACAAAUUGAAGGAGGAGGCCGAGCAGCACAAGACGGUGAUGGAGACUGUGCCGGUCCUGAAGGCCCAGGCGGAUAUCUACAAGGCUGACUUCCAGGCUGAGAGGCAGGCCAGGGAGAAGCUGGCUGAAAAGAAGGAGCUGCUGCAAGAGCAGCUGGAACAGCUGCAGCGGGAGUACAGCAAGCUGAAGGCCAGCUGUCAGGAGUCCUCCAGGAUUGAGGAUAUGAGGAAGCGGCAUGUCGAGGUUGCCCAGUCCGUCUUACCACCCCCCUCAGCAGCCCACCACUCCUUCCAUCUGACGCUGACCAACCAGAGAAGAAGCCCCCCAGAAGAGCCGCCCGACUUCUGUUGUCCUAAGUGCCAGUAUCAGGCUCCUGACAUGGACACCCUGCAGAUCCACGUCAUGGAGUGCAUUGAGUAGGGCCAGCAUGCUCAAGGCCCCUGCAGAUGCCACGUGCAGGUCCACACCUUGUCCGGAGCUAAGAAUGAGUGAGAAAGAGUGGCUGCUGCCUCACCCGUGAGCUAGCUGAGGGCUCCAUGGGGCCCUCCGGUCUGCUGGGUCACCUCCCCAGUGGCGCAUGGAGCCACGGUUCAGCCUGAUGUUCUCUGCUCUUUUGCACCCAUCCCCCUGCUUGAGCCACUUGCCCCUGGGGCUGAUCUCCCACUCCUUCCUCCCUCUCCCGCCCGGUCCCUCACUCCUCACUCCCUACCCAAGUCAAGACUGGAGACCUUGAACCUUCAGGGAAAUCUGCUUCCCUAGAUACACGUGGGCAUAGCUGUCCUCCUGCUGGCACUGACCCAGUCUUGCCUCUUGGGGUGUGAGGUGUCCACUGUAUGACCAGGGCAAGUGUGUUCCACCAGCUGCUUGUGCUCUUUGUCCCGAGUGAAUA
Ochotona curzoniae (black-lipped pika) is the source of this 2000-nucleotide messenger RNA. It is a transcript of the gene IKBKG, whose product is annotated as inhibitor of nuclear factor kappa B kinase regulatory subunit gamma. The record is from RefSeq and is a predicted model, not a curated record. Bases 269 to 1531 code for a protein of 420 amino acids. Gene Ontology annotation, biological process: positive regulation of canonical NF-kappaB signal transduction. The transcript is spliced from 10 exons. Gene Ontology annotation, molecular function: K63-linked polyubiquitin modification-dependent protein binding. Gene Ontology annotation, cellular component: nucleus; IkappaB kinase complex; cytoplasm. Lineage: Eukaryota; Metazoa; Chordata; Mammalia; Lagomorpha; Ochotonidae.